Messenger RNA from Brienomyrus brachyistius, 1156 nucleotides. RefSeq names its product N-acetylneuraminic acid phosphatase. The record is from RefSeq and is a predicted model, not a curated record. Lineage: Eukaryota; Metazoa; Chordata; Actinopteri; Osteoglossiformes; Mormyridae. The transcript is spliced from 2 exons. Gene Ontology annotation, molecular function: hydrolase activity. The coding region runs from base 64 to 786 and encodes 240 amino acids.
UGUUCUCACGCGAUCGAAACUUCCCGGCAACCGUAUCUGUGGAUUUAAUAGCGGUGGGAAAUUAUGUACGGUAACGGUGUAAAGGCGAUUUUGUUCGAUUUGGAUAAUACUCUUAUAGACACACGUGGUGCCGGCGAAAGCGCCAUUAAAAAAGUUGCUGAAUUGCUCAGGACAAAACUGCAUCAUGGAGACGUCGAUACUAUUUGUAAGAAAUUUAAAGAAAAGCUGCUUGAGGAAUCAUACCAACCCUCUGCAGACUUGACCAUUGACCAGGUGAGGAUAAAUUACUGGGACAUGGCCAUUGAAGAAGGUGAGGGCUUGGAUCAUGACCCCUCCCUGGCUGCUCAGUGUUACUGGCUUUGGAAAAACACAAGACUGGCUCACCUCCGUAUCCCUGGGCCAGUCCAAAGGCUACUGCAAGAGCUGAGGACAACCCACAAGCUGCUGCUUUUGACCAAUGGGGAAUCCCAGACACAGAGGGAAAAGAUCCAGGCUGCGUGUUGCAGGGGUCUCUUUGAUGCCGUGGUGGUAGGUGGGGAGCAUGCAGAGGAGAAGCCAGCCCCUUCCAUUUUCCAGCACUGCUUCCACCAGCUGGGGGUGGGGCCCCAGGACUGCAUAAUGGUAGGGGACUCGCUUGACACAGAUAUCCUUGGUGGCAUCAACGUAGGUGUCCGUGCCACCGUGUGGAUCACCGACAAGGGCACCAUACAGCCGGAGGCAUCUAUAAAGCCAGACUAUGUUUUAGCAACUGUGCUUGAGCUGCCCUCAGUCCUGUCCACUUUGUAGCGAGAGAUUCAAUCAGACAUGCUGUGAAAUGAUAAACUUUAUUGAUCCCCAUGGGGAAAUUCUCCUUAUGCCCUCCCCCAACUUGCUCUCUAUAGAUUGGAGUAAGCUGGCCGUGAAGGGCAGCCAUCCAUUUGCAGUGCCCAGGGAGAUAGGAGUUAAGGGCCUUGGCUCAAGGACCCCACAGAUGUGCUGAAGCCGGGCUUGAACCAGUGACCUUCCAAUCACAAGCAGAGACUCAAAUCUGUAAUUUGGUAGUAAAAGAUGCAUAAAGAGAAAAAUUGUAGUUUCUCUCCACCAAUAUGAAUGUAAAUAUAUUAAGAUUGCUGCUGUGAAAUAGAAUUUUGAUUAAAAUAAAAGUUCAUGUAACACC